CUACCGCACUAGCCGCAGACGACCAUGGCUGCCCGGCAGGACUAUCUGCGCCUCUUCGCUCCGAGCGUCGGCGAUUACAUCGCCGUCCGCGUGGAAGACGGGGAGGACAAACUGGAGUACGCGGAGGAAGUGAACAGUCAGCAGCAGCAGGAGGCGAUGGCCGAGGGCAGUCCCCAGCAGCAGCAGCAGCCGCAAGCGGCGGCGCAGGACGAGGAGGAGGCGGGCGGCGCAUGCGCCGUGGAGCAGGACUACCUGGCCCCGCCCCCCGCGCCGGCGGACGACGGGCCGGCCGCGGCGGCUGGGGGGGAGCCCAGUCCGGCCGAGCAGCAGCAGGCGCACGCCGCAGCCGCAGCCGAAGCCGCCGCCGCCGAGUACCAGUACUUGGACUGCGUGCGCGACCUCAGGGUGGUCUCGCAGGCGCGCGCCGACGACGACGAUGCCAUGCCGUACCACCACCCGCACACGCCCCGGCACCACCACCACCUGUCCCCGCCGCCCGCGCCGCAGCAGCAGCAGCACCAGCCGCAGCACCACUACCAGCUGGGCGCGCUCUUCUCGCCCGUGAAGGACUACGGCGAUUCGCGCCACCAGGACGACGUCUUCCGCUCGGUGUUCAAGCAGGAGGACCAGCAGCAGCCGCCUCAGCAGGAGUACCUGCCCGAGGAGUACCUGCGGCACGCGCACGCGCAGCACGAGGGCUCCGUGUCGUCGGCAGAGUCCCCGGACGUGUCGUCGCGCAACGGCGAGGCGGCGUCGCCCGUGGGCGAGCUGGACAAGUCGCGCUUUACGCACCUGACGACGCUGCAGCCGAGCGCCGCCGGCUCUCCGGAGGAGCGCCACGAUCCGCAGAGGGACAUGUACGGCGCCGGCGCGGCCGCGGGCGCGCUCGAGCACCACGGUGCGGCCGCGCACCACCUGCACCACGGCUACCACCACCCUCACGACGUCGCCGUCAGCAACGCCACCUCCGUCCUCAUACACGCGCAGACCAGCCUCAACACCAGCCCGCUGUACUCUCGGAGCACGCUGUACCCCAGCUCCAUGUCCUACCUCACCACCAGCGCCGCUGACGUCGGCCAGGCCGUCGCAACGUCGCCCAUGUGGACGCAAGCCGGGCUGGACGACUACAGCCUCAUCAACAAGGCUAGCCAGAUGGCGCCGUCGCUGCCGCCGUUCACGCAGCGGUUCAACUCUCUGGUGUCGAUGGGGAGCAACGGUGGGGGCGGCGGAGGCGGCGCCAGCAGCCCGGGGGCGGUGUCGGUGUCGUCGGCGGCGCACCUGUCGCACGCGCGGCCCUCGCCCUACACGCCGUCGUCGGCGGCGGCGCCGACGCAGCCUGCCUCGGCGACGUCGAGCGCCGGGGGCGGCGCCGCGACGUUCGAGGCGUCGCUGUGGGGGUACGAGGCGUCGCCGCUGCAGCAAUACGGCGUGUCGCCGCUGGCCGCCUCCAGCCGCGCCAGGGCUGCCAACCCCUCGGCGCCCGCCGCGCCCUCGCCCUCGCCACUGUCCGUGCCGGCGCUCACUGCCAUGGACGCGGCCGACUUCAUGACGGAGGGCCGCGAGUGCGUCAACUGCGGCGCCAUCUCGACUCCGCUGUGGCGGCGCGACGGCACGGGCCACUACCUGUGCAACGCGUGCGGCCUCUACCACAAGAUGAACGGCAUGAACCGGCCGCUGGUGAAGCAGCCGCGCCGCCUGUCUGCAUCGCGGCGUGUGGGGCUGUCGUGUUCCAACUGCCAGACGUCGACGACGUCGUUGUGGCGGCGUAACGCUACCGGGGAACCCGUCUGCAACGCUUGCGGCCUCUACUUCAAGCUGCACGGAGUGAACCGGCCGCUCGCCAUGAAGAAGGACAGCAUACAGACUCGGAAGCGGAAACCAAAGAGCUCCAGUUCCAAGGGCGACGGCGCUGGCGGGGGCGGUAACGGAGGCGGGGGCGGUAGCAGCACUCCGAGCGUCCUGUCCGCAGCAUCCGGCAUCGUGAAGAUGGAGCACCCAGACUCGUUCGUGUCCGGCGACGUGAGGUCCGUGGUGGGCGUCGGCGUCGGUGUGGGCGUGGGUGGACUGAACGGGGGCGGCGCGGGGGCGCUGUCUGGCUACUCCCUGUACGGCUCGCCGGCCGCCUACCACGCGACCCCUUCUGCCACCGCUGCUUUCUACGACACGUUCGCGCAACAACAGCAGCAGCAGCAACAACAGCAACAGCAACAACAACAACAGCAGCAGCAGCAUCAGCAGCAGCAGCACCACCACCACCAUCACCAACACCAACAGCAGCAGCAGCAGCAGCAGCAGCAUCAUCACCACCACCAUCACCAACAGCACCACCACCAACAGCACCAACCGCCCCCGCAGUCACCACGCCUCGAAUCCCCGGAGCGCUCGCCGCUGCUGGCGCCUGCGCAGUCGCCCGUCUCCGUCGCGCCGCACAUCGUCUCCCUACACAACAAUAACAAUAAUAAUAACAAUGGUGGCGCCAGCGGCCCAACCAAGAUAUCUCAGGAAAACAUGGACCGCCCAUCGGUAGUUUCCAUGACUUCAUAGGCCUGCUGGUACAGCUGUGGUGAUGGAAACUGUAAUUUCGCCAGUGUGUGUUCUUUUGCGGCGGGCACGGUUGCAGGCUUCUGCCUUAAAAAGUUUCACUUAUCGUGACGUGUUAGACUGCUCCCUGUGCCUGCAUUUGUGCGACUUUGUUACGCUCUGUUGUAUCCUUGACACUUGGCAGUGAGCCCUCUCUCUUUUGUGUAGUUUUUAUGGCUGUCGUAAGGAAGUUAAUUCCCAUUCUUGCCUGUUUCCCGGUGGGCUGUGGACAAAUACGAGCGACGGUCUCAUGUCGUGAUCGAGGUACUCGGUAACAUUCCCCUCGUGAAACGCUCUUGAUUUGCAUGAUCUCGUAGUCGCUGUACUGUGAUGUUGUAUGCAGAGCUUGUCACAUAGUCGACAGGCGUUCUGUGGAACUCGUCAGCAGGAUGCAACGUGUUGUUGCCCUCAAAGGAGCUAGUUUCACACUUACUUGCGGCACCUGUAAAAUGUUUCACUUGGUCCUUAAUUUUAAAAGAAGCACGUCAAAUGGUUGCCCUAACGAGACAAGUCCUUACCAAUUUCUUUUUAUCUUGUUAUAAUAACUAACCAGUUACACCAAUUACCUGUAAAAAUGAUUCCCAAAAAGUUUCAGUAAUGUGUGUAGCUAUAAUUUUCUAGUCAAUUUCCAUUACGAGAGGUGGUUUAACGGCAGAGAGACUGACGUUUUUUGAGUUCAGUACAUUUAACGGCAUGCCACUUGGUCGUUACCAGAAUUUAUAAAGUGCUGCUCUUCUCCAGUACUAUGUAAUUUCGCCAAAAUACAAUCAUUUUAAGUAAACGUAGAUGGAAACCGAGAUACUAACGAGGAGAUGUCAACUACUAAUGUGUUACUGCGGUAGCAGGAAUCUUGUUUUGACUGAAGAUUAACGUUAACUUGCGUAACAACAGUGGGCUGCAAUAUUUUCUCAGUUAAACGUCAUCGCCUGCAAAUUUUCAAUGGGCAAUGGCCCCUUUUCACUCUGAAUGUAUUUCUAGUGUGAAUGAGUCAGAGAAAUCAAAACGAUACAUCUCCCUUUCCUUCUUCACCCAUCUCAGUAGCAAGACCUACUCAUACUACACACAAAUACUAACAACGCCACAUCCUGUGUAUGCGUGUGCGUGCCUCUUUGUGCUCAUCACUGACUAGGUGUGCCUCUCUUUGUUUCCACUUCUAUUUGUGUGUCUCCCUCUUUGUACUUCUUUCUAUUGAUAUGUGUGACCUCCUUUGUACUCUAUUGUGCUUAUAUAUAUAUAUAUAUAUAUAUCUGUCUCCCCUUCAUUGUACUCAUGUGUGCUCUUCUUUCUAACUCACUUCACAGCAGCUUCUGUUUCCUUUUAUCGAUAUCAGCAACAUCAAAUAUGUAAUGGAAGUAUGGAUGAAGAAAGGUUAACUCCAUUCUUUACUCAAGGGGAAGGGCAUCUAUGAUUUCUUCACUCACUUGGUUUGCAGGUAGUCAGUGAACGUUCCUCUGAAUAAGAACGUACAAGAAUUAAAUAGAUGUCAUCGGAGCAUUGUUUAUGUAGUGCAGUUUCACCCAUAAUUUCUUUUUGUAGAUAGAUUCCAUGAUACAGAAUUAAAAUGAAGGCAACAGUACUUUUAGAGACAUUAUUAUUUCAUUCUGGUUUGUACUCCACGUUGAAGGUUAUUGUGUUUCUGUACUUGACAUACUGUGUUUUUCAUUUCAGGUAGGUAUUUCUUUUUCUUCUCAGUUUCUAGCAAUUUCGUGAAGUGCUUUGUAUUGUAAUGCCAGCUGCAACUUAAUAGAUAGCAAUGACACAACAUUCAGGGAAACAUUGGAAUACAAAAUUUGAGUUUAUUGAAAAAGAUGUCUCAUUUUAUAAAUGGAAAUUAAGGUGUUGUUUGUGGGCAGGUUUUCAAGCGUCAUACAACAUCACAGUGAAAAUACAGAAAUAGAAACUGAUUUAUGGAUGACUUCAAUUACCCACAAAAGGAAUUAAUUAGUUAUUUCAUUAAAUCAGUUAAUAAGUUUUGGUCCUAAGAUGCACUCUUGGUUUGAGCAUGUAGUAUCCUUAGUAACAGAUGAGGAACAAAAUCUAACAUUAAAUAAAAUUUGAGAAAAUAUUUUGCAAACUUCUUUCACUGAAGUUAUGCACCACAUAUGUACACUACAUGGCCAUACCAGAAACAAAGGCAAUGGUUUGUUGCAGAAAUUAUGGACAUUGUGACGGUUUUGCAGUUGUCUGGAAUGGUAUCAUGAGUGGAACAUUAAUACACUGACCUGGCACGAACAUUAAUGGCCAGCAACGUAGACUGUCUCCUAGAAAAUGAUCUAAGAAUUGAUGAAUAUUGCAACAAGCAGGGAAAUUUAACAGACAUUUAAUAUUUGUCCUAUUCUUGAUCUGUUGUUCACAUUAUUCAUUUUUUGUUGUUAUUGUUAUGAUGAUUUUAGAGUAAAACAUAAAACAGACUGUAAAAUAGUGAUAAAUUUUUUUGCGUUGUUAUUGCUGAUUGUGUAAUAAGAAAGAUGAACAAGACAUGUUCUAGGGGGAUCGUUGGUUGAUAGAUAAGUGAUCUGAUUUUACUGUUGUUUGUCUGUGGCAAACCUGCAGCAAAAACUUUUUAAAAAUAGUGUUAAGUUGCUCAUUCUGUCUAUUUGUAAUUUUUUUGUAGAUUAGAACCAUUUUUGCACACGUCACAGUUUACUGCAUUGGCAACUCGUAUGUUACUGUCAUUAUUCUUAUAACUUUACAGCUGAGUGAUUUAUUCUAGUUUUUUUCUUUUUAUGUGGUGAUAAAAUUUUAGUCUGGAUCAUGAAUUAUCUACUAUGCAGACUGUAUCUCACAAUAAAAAAUAAAACCUGUUUCCUGAUGAUGUUUUCAAAA
Molecule: messenger RNA, 5406 nt
Organism: Schistocerca serialis cubense
Lineage: Eukaryota; Metazoa; Arthropoda; Insecta; Orthoptera; Acrididae
Product: transcription factor GATA-6-like
Exons: 8
Coding region: 25-2544 (839 amino acids)
Biological process (GO): cell fate commitment; positive regulation of transcription by RNA polymerase II; negative regulation of transcription by RNA polymerase II
Molecular function (GO): RNA polymerase II cis-regulatory region sequence-specific DNA binding; zinc ion binding; DNA-binding transcription factor activity, RNA polymerase II-specific
Source: RefSeq, a predicted model, not a curated record